Molecule: messenger RNA, 2061 nt
Organism: Colletes gigas
Lineage: Eukaryota; Metazoa; Arthropoda; Insecta; Hymenoptera; Colletidae
Product: alkaline phosphatase-like
Exons: 10
Coding region: 1-2061 (686 amino acids)
Biological process (GO): dephosphorylation
Molecular function (GO): alkaline phosphatase activity
Source: RefSeq, a predicted model, not a curated record
AUGGUCAUCGAUAAUCAUCGCCUGAGUGUUAGAGAGGUGGCUCAUGAAGUGGAAAUGUCUCACAUGUCCGUGCAUAACAUUUUAACUGAAGUUUUGGGCAUGAGACGCGUCGAUGCAAGGCUUGUUCCGAAGGAGCUGAAUUUUCUGCAAAAAGAACAUCGAAAAGCAGUUGCUGAAGACAUGAUUUCACGAGCUUCUAGUUACUUUACCUUCGUGAAAUGCAUCAUAAGCGAAAAUGAAUUAAACCCUAAAAAGCCGCGUCAAAGUCGCUCGAAAAUUAAGAUCAUGCUCACUGUUUUCUUUGAUUAUCGUGGUGUUGCUCAUUCGGAAUUCCUUCUAGAUGGACAAACAGUAAAUAAAGAAUAUUAUUUGAGCGUCAUGGGACGCUUGCGUGAAAAGAGGGAGGUCUGGUAUGAGGCGGCGAUACGCGCGAUCGAAGCUCGUAUUCGCGCGUCCGCGGCGAGUUCGAGCGUCAGCGGGACGACGCCUCCGAGCGGCGUGGCGCGGGGCGUCGUUCUCUUCGUCGGCGAUGGGAUGGGGAUGAGCACUCUCACGGCUGCAAGGAUCCUCUUGGGUCAACGUCAUGGAAAUACGGGCGAGGAAGCGCAACUCGCCUGGGACAGCUUUCCAGCCGUGGCUCUAGCGAGGACUUACAACAUGGAUGCCCAAGUUGGAGAGUCUUCGGCAUGUGCCACGGCGCUACUCUGCGGAGUUAAAGCCAAUUACGAGACUGUUGGCCUGGACUCCUCCGCACGUUUCGAGAUCUGUUAUUCCAGUUUUGAUGCCCGUGUACCGUCUCUUAUCAAUUGGGCGCAGGAACAGGGUAAAUCGACGGGGCUAGUGACGACCACCAGGGUGACGCACGCGACUCCAGCGGCGCUUUACGCCCACGCAGCCAGCCGUUAUUGGGAGGACGACGGCAAGGUGCCACCUGCUGCACGAACCUCUUGCAAGGACAUCGCUCGUCAACUGCUCGAGGACGAACCUGGUCGUAACAUUAACGUGGUCCUUGGCGGGGGCAGGCGUCAUUUCGUGCCGAAAGUGAUCCAGGAUCCCGAGGAGCCGGAUAAGGAGGGCAGACGAUUGGACGGGAGGAAUCUGAUCGAAGAAUGGUCCAGAAACCACCGGUUGCGGAACGUGCCCGCGAAAUACGUCACUAACAAGGAGCAGUUCGAGAACGUCGAUCCACGGAAAGUGAACCAUCUCUUGGGACUGUUUUCCUAUUCCCAUAUGGACUUCGACGUCGACCGGAACACGAAUGGAAGCGGUGACCCUUCGUUGGCCGAAAUGGCGAUAAAGGCGCUUCGCGUGCUGGCGAAGAAUCCCGAAGGAUAUUUUCUCUUCGUGGAAGGUGGUAGGAUCGACCAUGCACAUCACUAUAACAAUGCUUAUCGAGCACUGGACGAAACAUUAGCGUUGGAGGAAGCGGUGAGGGCAGUGAUGAAGGAAGUGGACCUGUCGGAAACGCUACUCGUCGUGACAGCGGAUCACUCGCACGUGCUCACGCUUGGCGGUCUCGCAACCCACCGUGGAAAUCCUAUAUUCGGUUCUGAUAGCAAGGUGUCUGAUGUUGAUGGACAACCGUAUACAACGUUGUUGUACAGCAAUGGGCCUGGCUACACACAACCGCGGAAUAUCUUACGAGAGGCUGGGAAGGAUUCCAUUCAGACGGCGGGAGUGCCACGAGCAUGGGCGACUCACGGCGGAGAGGACGUGCCUGUAUUCGCCAUAGGUCCGCUGGCGAAUGUCUUGUUCUCCGGUAGCAUCGACCAGAGCUAUAUACCACACGCCAUCUCGUACGCCUCCUGCUUGGGUCACCACGCGAGCCGCUGCUCCCGAGAUUCCACGUCCAGCAACGACACAAUGAGCGUCCCGAUAAGCUGUCCCUCUGCGGAGCCAAACAGCGCCGCGAUAUCCAGCGACGUGAUGAAUGACCAGGCCAGAAAUCCACCCACGAAAUCCGGCGCGUCUCUCGAAGCGACCGGCUGUCGCGCGCUGACUAGUGUCCUGCUGCCCCUUAUCCUCGCCAUCCUGCCGUGCCCGUUCGAGGGAAGGAGUUAA